UUCUGAAAGGAAAAUAAUCUUAUGUUAAGUUUACUUGAGGUUAUGUGUUCAUGGCAGAGUAUGAAGUGCAUAAAAAAGUCGAAUAAUUUCAUUCUGGAGCUUUUUUUUAGUUCGACGCUCGUGACAACAGUUUAUUGUUGCUUCUGAAAUCUCAGCGAAUUAUGUCAGGAUUGGGAAUGAGCUCUGUGAUGCGUAACGUAAAUAAAUACCUUGGGGGUAAUUGGAGUUCAUCCCACCAUUGGAGCCACGUGGUGACAGCAAAAUAUAUUUGUAUGUGGAUAGCUGAAAGAUGAAAGGUUUUCUGUGUGAUUGAGGAAUAUUCAUCGCAAUCCGGAAAGUUAGGACUCGAUUACUAAAAUGGAGCGCACGUCCAAGGAUCUUGUCGACAAUUACUGUCGAGUUAUAUCCCAGGAGGCUAGAGAGCUCUAUCUCAAAGAAGAAAUCGACACAAUAGACGCUAAAAGUGAGUCAUUAAGCCCUCUCCAUUUCCACCAAAAAUACCUAUCAAAGAAUCUACCCUUAUUGAUAAAGAAUGGAGUGUCAAACUGGCCGGCAGUGGGCAAGUGGGGCAUUGAUCACUUCCGGAGGAAAAUACCGGAGAAAAGGAUAUCAGUGGCAGUCACUCCAAAUGGAUAUGCCGAUGCAGUUGCCACCAAUGAAGAAGACAACAGAGAGUAUUUUGUCAUGCCUGAGGAGAGGGAAAUGACGAUGUCGGAGUUUCUUGAUACCUUGACAACCCCUAGGGACGACGCAGUACUCUACAUUCAGAAACAAAACUCCAAUUUUCAAGAGGAGUUUCAUGAGCUUUGGAGGGACGUUGAGGAACCCAAGUGGAUUUCUGAGGCUUUUGGAAAGCAGCCCGAUGCCAUAAAUUUCUGGAUGGGAGAUCAACGAGCUGUGACGUCCAUGCAUAAAGAUCCGUAUGAGAAUAUUUACUGCGUCGUCUCGGGAGAGAAGGAGUUUAUUUUACAUCCGCCCACCGAUCUACCCUGGAUUCCAUACGGAAAGUAUCCCUCGGGCAUUUACCGAAGGGCGGAAACCUCUUGGAAAAUAGAACCACUUCGCCAAAACCCCUCACAGGUCUCCGAGGAGGGAGAAUUAUUACCAUGGAUCGCCGUUGAUCCCCUGAAACCUGAUUACACGAGAUAUCCGAUGUACGAAAAUGCAACUACGAUAAAAGUAUCAGUUCAAGCCGGUGAUAUCCUGUACCUCCCCUCGCUCUGGUUCCACCACGUUCAACAGUCUCAAGCCUGCAUAGCAAUAAACUUCUGGUACGAUAUGGAGUAUGACAUCAAAUAUGUAUAUUUCAAGGGUCUAGAAAUGCUCACGCAAUGAAUUAGCAUUAUCUAGUUAAUCAGAGAAUUAAUAAGGCAAUUAAUUGAAAAGAGAAUUGAUAACUGGUUUUACCUAUUCGAUGUAAGAAACAAAUAAAUAACUAAAUAAUGGAAAGGCGU
Diachasmimorpha longicaudata is the source of this 1454-nucleotide messenger RNA. RefSeq names its product bifunctional peptidase and (3S)-lysyl hydroxylase JMJD7 (gene JMJD7). The record is from RefSeq and is a predicted model, not a curated record. Gene Ontology annotation, molecular function: 2-oxoglutarate-dependent dioxygenase activity. Lineage: Eukaryota; Metazoa; Arthropoda; Insecta; Hymenoptera; Braconidae. Bases 358 to 1335 code for a protein of 325 amino acids. The transcript has 5 exons.